AUGGAAGAGAUGAUGAAGCUGAAUAACACACUGAAGAUGGAAACUGUAAACCAAGCUUGGAUCGGUCUACAGAGAGGAGACACUGGGAGAUGGCAGUGGUCUCUGGCAGACCAAACCUUCCACAGAGAUGAAGACACUUACAGAAACUGGGAUAGUGGGGAGGAGAAAAACAACCCGGAUGAGUUCUGUGCUGACAUAGCAACAAAGGAUGGUUUAUGGUAUAGCAGUACAUGUAACACGACAUUACCGUUUGUGUGUUAUGGAGAAAAUAACACAAAGAGUAAUUAUUAUAUAAUAAAUAAUGAGACGAAGACUUGGCGUGAUGCUCAGACCUACUGUAGAGAGAACUACAUCGACCUGGUCAGUGUGAGGAACCAAACUGAGAAUGAGAAGAUCAGGAAUAUGAUUCAAAAUUUCUCUAAUGUUUGGAUUGGUCUGUUUUUUGAUCGCUGGAAGUGGUCAGAUCAGAGUAAUUCCUCAUUCAGAUACUGGAGCUCUAACAAACCCAGUGGAGGUUUAAACUGUGCUGCAGUGAACGUGUCUGAUCAACUCUACUGGAGUGACGUGAACUGUACAGAAAACCUCCCGUUCAUCUGCCAUGAGAACAAACUUGUAUUGAUCAAGCAGAAUCUGACCUGGAAAGAAGCUCUGAGAUACUGCAGGAACAAUCAUUAUGACCUGGUCUCAGUGCUCACUCAGGAGAUGCAGCUCUGGGUGAAGGAAGUGGCUCAAAACGCCUCCACUGAACACGUGUGGCUCGGCCUGCGUCACACCUGCACUCUGGGCUUCUGGUACUGGGUGACUGGGGAGACGAUCUGUUACCAGGACUGGGCCCCGGGGAACGGGACAGGGUUUGAAGACUGCAGGAAUGAGGAGAGAACCGGAGCAGUGCAGUGUAGAGGAGGGCAGCAGUGGAUCAGCCUGCCUCAGAGCAACAAACUCAACUUCAUCUGUUCUAACUAUGAAGAUGAGUUUGGCAGUAAAAGAGGCAUCUGGAAGAAGUGGCAUAUGGAAAGGCAAGACAUCACAGAGGGCAGUGUAGUUCUUAUGAAAGACCAUCAGUCCAAACGUAACCAGUGGCCUUUGGGGCGCAUCUCCAGAGUGUUCCCAAGUGAAGAUGGAAGGGUACGAAAGGUGGAGAUCAAGGUUAUGGAUAAAGAAGAGGCAAAAGUGUUCAUCAGACCCAUAACUGAAGUGAUAAUGAUCAUUCCUUCAGAGUAA
This is a messenger RNA of Clarias gariepinus (North African catfish), 1221 nucleotides long. RefSeq names its product C-type mannose receptor 2-like. The record is from RefSeq and is a predicted model, not a curated record. NCBI's taxonomy places the organism in Eukaryota, Metazoa, Chordata, Actinopteri, Siluriformes, Clariidae. The transcript has 5 exons. Bases 1 to 1221 code for a protein of 406 amino acids.